AUGAAAAGUGUAUUUACGCAAGAUGAACUUAUAGAUCUUUAUGGUUGGAUAGAUACAAUACCAUUAUCCAGAAAAAAGAGGAACUUAGCAAGAGACUUUUCAGAUGCAGUAUUAAUGGCCGAAGUAGUGAAUCAUUUUUAUCCAAAAUCCGUUGAUCUUUUCAAUUAUCAACAGGGAUUACGUGUCGAUACAAAAAUUUACAACUGGACAUAUCUUAAUGAAAAAGUUCUCAAAAAAUUACAUUUUCCUCUUGAUACUCAAACAAUCACAGAAUUAGCUAACUCAACUCCAGGAACUAUUGAAAGAGUUUUAUGGAAUUUUAGAGAUUUAGUCGAUUGCAAACCAGAAGAAAACGAAAAACCAUACUUCAUUGACUCUGACUCAGAUCUUGACAGAGAUCCAGUUGAACAAUAUACAGAAUCGCAAUCUUUUCAAGAUAGAAAACUUCUCGAACAAAAAAUUGCAGAAUGUGAAGAACAUGAAGAAUAUAUUUCAUUACUUGAAAAUAAAAUCGAAAAAUUAGAACAACUAAUUAAGCUUAAAGAUGCUAAGAUUGCUAAAUUAACACGUCAACUUGAGAAAAGACAAUAA
This is a messenger RNA of Trichomonas vaginalis G3, 591 nucleotides long. Its product is annotated as sperm protein CH-like domain-containing protein. Gene Ontology annotation, cellular component: axoneme. The transcript has a single exon. NCBI's taxonomy places the organism in Eukaryota, Parabasalia, Trichomonadida, Trichomonadidae. The coding region runs from base 1 to 591 and encodes 196 amino acids. Gene Ontology annotation, molecular function: microtubule binding. The record is from RefSeq and is a predicted model, not a curated record. Gene Ontology annotation, biological process: regulation of cytoskeleton organization.